ACUGCUGUACGGGAUAGCCUGGGAAGUGCGAGAAGACUAGAGUUACCCUGUCGAGGAGCGCUUCGGUUUUUCAGGGAGAUAUUUCCCACAAGUUUGCGAGGGGUUCGACACAGGAUGGAAAAGCCAUUACGUUGAGCUCGCGUCUGGAAACACUGGAGCAAGUUCGUCCCGCGUCUGAUCUGCAGCCUCCAGCGGGAUUAUUCACAACACCAAACCUCUCUCUCUCUCAUCGACGCAAACGACUGCGUGUUUGCAGUAAAUAUGCGUCAAUGCGUCGGCCUGUUAACGAAUAGCAUUUAGAAGACGUUUCGUUUGGGGCAAGGAGGCGUUUGGGAGCUUUUCAAGAUAAACAGUUUUCGGAGGUUUUCUGCUCUCUGUUGUGUACAGUUACUCAUGUAGCAGUUUCACAUCGAUCUCGGGGUCUCUUAUACUAAGAGACACAGUUUCAACAGCACGCUGUGUUGCAACAACUGGCGCAGGAUUUUAACAUCUGAAGAAUGUAGUUCAUUCCCCGUGGACAGCGCGUGCUUCUGCUGAACUGAUUUAUAUAAACACACCGAAAAGAUCAGCGUACCUCAUCAAGUGUGAAAUCGCACCUCUUGCUUCCGUUUUAUUGUUUUUUGAAUAGUGUUUUUAAAAAUUGUAACCUGCUAUUUUCCCGUUGCAUAUAACAUUUCGAGUCUUUUUUUGCUGCGACUAGAAGGAAGCAUUCACUUUUGGAUAUUAUUUGCUUUUAUUGCACGAUGUACGAGAGUGUGGACGUUGUUGGGCUGACCCCUAGUCCGACCCCGUUUUUAAGCAUGGAUUACUACCACCAGAGCCGUGGCUGUCUGAUCCCGGAGAAAGGCCUCGUGUCGGGAGCGGCGCGCGGCUUCAGGAUCCCGCACUGGAGCGGCUCCAAUCACUCUGUGGAGACUCAGAGCACAAGCUCAGAGGAGAUCGUACCCAGCCCACCUUCUCCACCUCCUCCACCACGGGUCUACAAGCCCUGUUUCGUCUGCCAGGACAAGUCCUCGGGCUACCAUUAUGGAGUUAGUGCUUGUGAAGGGUGCAAGGGCUUUUUCCGAAGGAGCAUUCAGAAGAACAUGCUGUACACCUGCCACAGAGAGAAGAGCUGUAUCAUCAACAAGGUCACCCGAAACCGCUGCCAGUACUGCCGGCUGCAGAAGUGCCUGGAAGUGGGCAUGUCUAAAGAAUCUGUUCGGAACGACCGGAACAAGAGGAAGAAGGAAGAGAAGAAGCAGGAGUGUUCGGAGAGUUACGUGUUAAGUCCUGAUACGGUGCAGAUGAUCGAGCGGGUCAGGAAGGCCCAUCAGGAAACCUUCCCCUCUCUGUGCCAGCUGGGCAAAUACACCACCAACAACAGUGCAGACCACAGGGUCGCUCUGGAUGUUGACCUGUGGGACAAGUUCAGUGAACUCUCCACCAAAUGCAUAAUUAAGACGGUGGAGUUCGCCAAGCAGCUGCCGGGCUUCACCACACUCACUAUCGCAGAUCAGAUCACCCUGUUAAAGGCCGCCUGUCUCGACAUCCUGAUUCUGCGAAUAUGUACACGCUACACACCGGAUCAGGACACCAUGACGUUUUCAGACGGUCUGACACUGAACCGCACGCAGAUGCACAACGCCGGCUUCGGUCCACUGACGGAUCUGGUUUUCGCUUUCGCCAACCAGCUCCUGCCUCUGGAGAUGGAUGAUGCAGAGACGGGGCUCCUCAGCGCCAUCUGUCUGCUGUGUGGAGACCGACAGGAUCUGGAGCAGUCGGAUAAGGUGGAUGUGCUUCAGGAGCCACUGCUGGAGGCCCUAAAGAUCUACGUGAGAAAGAGGAGGCCUCAUAAACCACACAUGUUCCCCAAGAUGCUGAUGAAGAUCACAGACCUGAGGAGCAUCAGCGCUAAAGGAGCCGAACGAGUAAUAACGCUGAAAAUGGAGAUUCCCGGCUCCAUGCCUCCACUCAUUCAGGAGAUGCUGGAGAAUUCGGAGGGUCUGGAGGGCGGCGGCGGGGCGAGAGGAGGAGGAAAAGGAGCGCCACCAGGAAGCUGCAGCCCCAGUUUGUCUCCGAGCUCAACACACAGCAGCCCCUCAGCUCACUCCCCCUGAGUAUCACCUCCAGACAGGGGCUCCGUACAGAACAAACUGGUUCCAAACCAGAAAUAAGCCACAGCCGACCCGCGCUAGAAACCAGAAUUCCGGUAGACUUUGAUCUGGGAUGACCGGACCCGAACAGUUAAUCUGGCCGGCUUUUAUUAGCUGAAGACCAAUGGAGUUCUACACAGGCCGUGCCUGCUCAAAACUCACACUGUCAAUAAAAGCAGCAGUGAUUCAGUGACUAGCAGAGUCCUGCAGCUGUCCACAUGGCUGUGAUCUGUGGAGACGGCAGAACAAACGCCCUGUGUGUGCAGAAGCGGCUCUUUUCUGUGUCUUCCCAGCUCUGCUCCAAUCACACAAACUGUGAAGGCCCAGAUAAAGCUCUCUUUCUCUUGAGCCUGUGACUUUAUUUUAUACAUUUCAAUCCCUUAAGAGCAAGCUAAUGGACAUUUAGGACGUCAAAUGUCCGCAAGUCAGGGACAUUUUGAACUUUCCAGCCGUUUUGGUUCGGUUUCUUUUGUUUUCUUACAAAAAGAUAUAUGAAUAUAUGAAAUCUAUAUUGACAGAAAAAUGAGAUUUGAAUCUUGUGUCUUAGGUGGAAUGCAGAACAGUUCUUAUCUUCUCUCUCACUUUUCUCUCGAGCGUUAAACACGUUUAUGGUCGACCCACUGUCAUACACAAGGGAACUGAAAAUCACACUAGCACUGAAAAUCAUCCGAUGGGGAUAAAACGCAAUUUUGUUCAUGAUUUGGAGACUUCUUCACAAUGAUCAACUUGGCAGUUGUGGCAAAGAAAUGAAGGAUCUCAUGUCAACAGCUUGUGAUUAUGACGGUGUGUAUGAGAUCUCAGAGUGGUAAAUGCCUUUGUGUAGCUUUUUAAUAUUGUUUCUUAAUUUACUCUUAAUUUUUGUAAUUGUCAGCUGUCGAAAGACAGAGAUGACCUCUACACAGUAUUAGCAGAUUUCAAAAUAAAAAAGAGAUUUCCAAACAUAA
This is a messenger RNA of Carassius carassius (crucian carp), 3079 nucleotides long. It is a transcript of the gene rarab, whose product is annotated as retinoic acid receptor, alpha b. The record is from RefSeq and is a predicted model, not a curated record. NCBI's taxonomy places the organism in Eukaryota, Metazoa, Chordata, Actinopteri, Cypriniformes, Cyprinidae. Gene Ontology annotation, cellular component: transcription regulator complex; nucleus. Gene Ontology annotation, biological process: cellular response to corticotropin-releasing hormone stimulus; retinoic acid receptor signaling pathway; regulation of transcription by RNA polymerase II. Gene Ontology annotation, molecular function: nuclear glucocorticoid receptor binding; nuclear receptor activity; RNA polymerase II cis-regulatory region sequence-specific DNA binding. Bases 744 to 2099 code for a protein of 451 amino acids. The transcript has 8 exons.